AGCCCGUAGUCUCUUUGGAAACUUCUGCCGGGGAAAAGAGCUAGGAAAGAGGGGCAAAUCGGUGUGGGUUUUUUCUUUUUUUGCUCCUUUUAAUUACCCCCUCUUCCGUUUGCACCCUUCUUCGAGCUUCACGCAGAACCUGCGAAUUUCGAAGAGGUGGUGGCAGAGUGGGAGCAAAGAGGUGUUAGGGUUUGGGAUUUGGGGCUUUUUUUUUUUUUUAAUUUCUUGAUUUCAACAUUUUCCCCCACUCUCGCGGCCACCGCUGCCGCCUCUUACCUGUUCCUGGGCAGCCGCGCGCUGCAGCAGCCGAAGGUUAGAAAUGAACAGGGUGCAUUUUAGAUUUUAAACAAAAAUUUUUCAAGACAGACCCUUUUUUCUCCCCCCACCCCCACCCCCUUCUCCUCCACAGCCUCCGAGCUCAUUAUUCCGGUGGUUGCUUUGGGGUGAACAAUUUUUGGCUUUUUCCUCCCUGUAAUUCUGAGCAGGUCGGCCCGGGGGGGUUGUUCCUCAGGCUUCCACUCCCUCCGCGUGCACCUGGCGCUUCUCUUUUCCCCCCAACCUGUUGCAAGUCCUUUAAUCCUUGCAGUUGGGACUUGCUUGCACGCAACGCAGCCCUCCAUCUCUCCCUACGUUUUGCAAUUGGUCUGGGGGAGGGCACCUGCUCUACCUGCCAGAAAAAAAAUUUUUUUUUAAUUUAUCCGGGCGCCCUCUUGGCCCCUUUCUCCCUACACUCUCGCUCUCGUGCCCCGCCCCAAGGUAAAGGGGAAGACUCGGAGAAGAUGGUGCUCACCGCGGUCCUCCUGCUGCUGGCCUCCUGUGCGGGGCCGGCCCAGGGCCUGGGCUCCUUCGUGCACUGCGAGCCCUGCGACGAGAAAGCCCUCUCCAUGUGCCCCCCCAGCCCCCUGGGCUGCGAGCUGGUCAAAGAGCCGGGCUGCGGUUGCUGCAUGACUUGCGCCCUGGCCGAGGGGCAGUCAUGCGGCGUCUACACUGAGCGCUGCGCCCAGGGGCUGCGCUGCCUCCCCCGGCAGGACGAGGAGAAGCCGCUGCACGCCCUGCUGCACGGCCGCGGGGUUUGCCUCAACGAAAAGAGCUACCGCGAGCAAGCCAAGAUCGAGAGAGACUCCCGUGAGCACGAGGAGCCAACCACCUCCGAGAUGACAGAGGAGACGUACCCUCCCAAGAUCUUCCGGCCCAAGCACACCCGCAUCUCUGAGCUGAAGGCCGAGGCCGUGAAGAAGGACCGCAGAAAGAAGCUGACCCAGUCCAAGUUUGUGGGGGGAGCUGAGAACACUGCCCAUCCCAGGGUCAUCUCUGCCCCUGAGGUCAGACAGGAGUCUGAGCAGGGCCCCUGCCGCAGACACAUGGAGGCUUCCCUUCAGGAGCUCAAAGCCAGCCCACGCAUGGUGCCUCGUGCUGUGUACCUGCCCAACUGCGACCGCAAAGGGUUCUACAAGAGAAAGCAGUGCAAGCCUUCCCGUGGCCGCAAACGUGGCAUCUGCUGGUGCGUGGACAAGUACGGCAUGAAGCUGCCAGGCAUGGAGUACGUCGAUGGGGACUUUCAGUGCCACACCUUCGACAGCAGCAACGUUGAGUGACGCGUCCCUUCCCCGUCCUUCCCUUGCCCCUUCCCAUCCCUAGCCCCGACUCCAGCCAGCACCUCCCUCCACCCCAGGACGCCACUCAUUUCAUCUCAUUUAAGGGAAAAAACAUACAUAUAUCUAUCUAUUUGAGGAAACUGAGGACCUCGGAAUCUCUAGCAAGGUCUCAACUUUCAAACCGGCAACAGCGGAGAUGCAAACAGCUAAGGAGACCCCCCCCCCUUGAAAAUGGUUUUCUUUUGGAGGCAAGUUGAAUGGACAGGGAGGGGAAGGGAGGAGGAACACGAGAGAGAGAAGGGAAGAAAGUGCACGUGUAGAGGAGAGGGGGAGACAAACUGAGUUUUGAAGAAGGAAAGAAAAAUGUGGGCAGGAAGGAAAGACCCCCCCCCCCGGGACCAUGGCUGGACCCACCUGUCGUGUCCAACCCUGGCCUGAGUUGGGAGACGUUUGGGCACUGGAAGGUAUGGCCCAAGGUGUGGCAUUCGAUGGCACCCUUGGGGUUACCCGUCUGGAUCAGUCGUAGGGGGAGAAAAGGAAAGGACAGAAGGAGUCAGUGCCUCUCCUGGACCUGACCCCACCUCCAGCCAGCAAGCUGCAGGGCUUAACCCCGCCCCUCCUCCCCUCUCACCGGCCAAGGGUUCUCCCUCCCCAAAACUUACGAAAACUAAAAUGCAUUCCAUUCCUCUCAGAACAAAGCAAAUGAAUCACCGAGUGCUGUUAGAUAGAUAGGUUUUCCAAAGCAGAUACACAGAGACGACAUACGCAUGUGUACUUCAGUCCCCGCACGGACUUUAGACGGCAGUACGCGCCCCCCCCAGCGGAGAGACUUGCUCUUCCAAGGUGACCAGAUCACGCGGACACGGGUGGUUUCAGCCCCCCCGCCGUGGCCCUCCAUUCGCUACUAGCCCAGCCUCUCUGGGGGAGGAUAGGCUGAAAUCAACGGGGCCUCGCACGGACUUCUCUACGGGGCUUCAUAUAGUCAUCUAUAAGGCAUAUACAUCUAUGGUCUUUCUUUUUUGCUUUCUUUCUUCCUUUCUUCUGAAGGUUUGCAUUAACUUUUCAGAGUAGUUCCUCUGGGGGUAAUGAGGCGUUUCCUCAUUCUGGGAAAACCAAGAAAACCCGUAUUCUUCUAAAACACCCCGUAACUGCCGUUCUGCCAGCCUCCCAGAAGCGGCAGACACAAGCCCCCAGCGGCCGCGGUGUUGGACUCUUGCAGGUGCAUCCGCAGGAACCCCCCAGCCAGGUAGAUAAGGGCUCUCCAUGGGGCGCCCCCCCCCACGGCCCCAGCACCUCUCAUGUUAGCCUUUAGACCCUCUGGAAGUCACUGGCUCGGGGCCCUGCACCGAAGGAGCACAACAGGUCCAAGUGUGACCCACACGUCCUGCCUAGCCUUUUCCUUUCAACCCGGCAGAACCUGCAUUUUGAAAGUCUCUCUCGGCCUUCAGGCUGGCAGAGCAGGGGAGAGACUGAAAUGAGAGAAGGCAGCGAGUGAGCGGGAUGGAGGUGAACAGGUUUAAAUACAGGGAAAUGGUAAAAGCGAUUGCGCAGGCCGGAGGAGAGAGAGUGGAGGGACGGGGCUGGAGGGACACGGGAGGGACUGCCCCGUUCUAGCUUUGAAGCAAAGCAACAGAAAGGGGGACAAAGCCAAGAGCAACUUCCUGGCUUCCCACCCUCUAAGCCCUUUGGGAUUCAGGAGGACAGAAAGAGGAGACUAGGGGUGCCAUUUCCCAGAAAUGAGCUGACUCCAGGCCUGGCAGCCGGGGAAGGCGGGUAACAUAAGGUGGGUUCUAGAACCUUGUCGCUGGCCAGGGGCAAGGAUCAGCACAGUCUGGCUGUGCCUUUGGAGGGACAAGACCAUGCGAGCAGGUGGCCGUCUUCACCGUAAGGUGAGAGACGGAGGCUAGAGCCUCUCAGGCUCUCCGGUGCCCCCGGCCAGUGCAGGCUUUCUCCCUGGGGUGGAGGGUAGAAGAAAGGCCCAGGACGAACGGAUCCCUCGAGGGUGCUGUCAUUUGGCAGCCAGAUUCUGAAGCAAGAAACUUCCCAUCCCCACUGACUUCCUCAACACAUCCGCAGCCGCGGGGCUGUCCUCAGAGGCCGGAGAUAGCCUGCCAGGGAAGGGGGCUUGGACACUGGCAAAGGAGACCCCUCCUCGCUGUGCACACAGCUCUCUCUGCUCUUUCCUGAUGGCGUGACACCAUGGAGACCACUCCAACACCGAACUUGGGGCCAUGAGGAGGGACUGCAGAGAAGCAAAUAGAUUUCAGCUGGUGGGAAGCUUGCAGCUACGGAACUUGGGGGGGGUCUCCUGCCCCCCAACAGGACAGUUGGCUGGGUCAGGAGAGAUGGCCGAUUGGACAAAGGGCCCGAUGGGGAUGGCAGCCGUGAGGACUUACUCGACCUGCUGCAGCCGUGUGCCCCAUCUCUCCGCAAGACUGUCCCCAAACCCCCGACUCACAUUUCCGUGUCUUAGGCCAGUAUUGUAAACCUUUCCCACUUCACUCUUCUGUUUGCCCAUUCUCUCUGUGGAUCCUGAGCGCUCAUCUAACUGGGCUCUGCCAAGUGGAUACUGGGGUGCCAUUCCCCCUAAGAAAAGACUGAGCCAGGAAUUGCAUACCCCACCCCACACCCCUCCCAAGACCUGGACCUGUUCCUGAGAGGGGCUCUCUUUUUUUCCCCCUGCCGCUUACUGGACUCUGGGUGGAUGUCUGCCCCUCCCUUCGGCUCUUUGCGUCAGCCGGGAGGUGGGGAAGAGCAUGGCCUGGUUUAACUCCACCAGUGUCUUCGGGUUUCCAGAGUUCACACUGACUUCUCCCAACCUGAGUCCAGUACUUGAGUGACUCUGCUCACCUGGCCACUCCCUAGAGGAUGCUGGACCUUCAUGAUCGAUGAGCCUAACCUCCCAAGAGGGAGACCUGGCCUGGGGAGGGAGCCAUGGAGGAAGGUGGAGCGUCCCCGGGGCAGGGCAGGGGGAAAGGCUGGUGGGAAGCACUGCCAGCUGGGAUCCUGAGCAAGGAUCUUCUUGACGCCAGGCCUUAGGCUCUGGAGUUUUCUGUGGCCUCAAGACUACAUGUUGCCCCCCACCCACCCAACACUAGGCCUCUUCCCAUCCCCCUUUGACUCAU
This is a messenger RNA of Ailuropoda melanoleuca (giant panda), 4720 nucleotides long. RefSeq names its product insulin like growth factor binding protein 5 (gene IGFBP5). The transcript is spliced from 4 exons. The record is from RefSeq and is a predicted model, not a curated record. Gene Ontology annotation, biological process: regulation of insulin-like growth factor receptor signaling pathway. The coding region runs from base 780 to 1595 and encodes 271 amino acids. NCBI's taxonomy places the organism in Eukaryota, Metazoa, Chordata, Mammalia, Carnivora, Ursidae. Gene Ontology annotation, molecular function: insulin-like growth factor I binding; fibronectin binding; insulin-like growth factor II binding. Gene Ontology annotation, cellular component: extracellular region.